Molecule: messenger RNA, 2047 nt
Organism: Lingula anatina
Lineage: Eukaryota; Metazoa; Brachiopoda; Lingulata; Lingulida; Lingulidae
Biological process (GO): negative regulation of DNA-templated transcription
Cellular component (GO): nucleus
Molecular function (GO): transcription corepressor activity
Source: RefSeq, a predicted model, not a curated record
CAGUGCAGGACAGUUCUCGAGAAGUCGACACAACUCCGUCAACUAAACGUUUGUUUUCUUCCUGUUUUAACUGAACACAAACGCAGCCAAGAUGGGGAAAGGUUAUAAUAAUUAUAUGAGCAAAAAGUUCUUUCAUCCAGCAACAUUUGAAAACAUAAAAAGGGUAUGGAUGGCCCAACAAAAGAUUGACCAUGCAAAAGCCAAGGAAGAGGAAAGACUGGCGCAGUAUCAAAGGGAACAGGAUGUUUAUCAAAACAAAGCACUGCUGGGUGAUGAGAAGGCAAAGAUUGGGCUCAGUUUUAUGUAUGAACCACCGCCUGGAGCCAAUAGAGCCAAGGAAAAGGAAGACGAUGAACCAGAAUACAAGUUUGAGUGGCAGAGAAAGUUUAAUGCACCCAGGGAGAACUAUGCCAAGGGAGAUGAGACCAUCCGUGACCAGCCAUUUGGUAUUGAGGUGCGCAAUGUACGCUGCAUUAAGUGUAAGAAAUGGGGUCAUGUUAACACAGACAAAAUAUGUCCCCUGUUUGGGAAGAACUUGACUGCAGAGCCCCCUGCACCGGGCAGCAGUGUGCCUGAUUUAGCUGGAGACAUGGAGAAAGACCAGGGACUGAAACUGAAGCAGAAUGUCCUCGGGAAGAAAGUAAACCCCUAUGACAGAAACCAGCAACUUGUAGAGAGUGACCAAGAAGAGGAGGAUCCUGAAGUUGCUUUCCUCAAAUCCCUAACACCAAAACAGAAGAAGAAACUACUCAAGAAGCUUGAUAAAUUACAAAGGCAGCAGAGUGGCGAGGAGAAGAAAAAGAAGAAACAAUCUAAGAAGAGGAAACACUCCAAAAGGGACAGCUCAGAGGAUUCAGACUCAGAGAGUGAGCCAGAUAGAAAAAGGAAAACAAGCAAGAAAAAUCAGAGAAGUGAUAUCGAUGACUCUGAGGAUGAAGUCAGAGAACCAAAGAAAGGUUAUGGUAAGAACAAGUAUGUUAGACGAAGGUCACCACAAGAGCGCAGCAGACACCAAGACAGGCCAGACUCCAGGAGAGAUGACCGUAGAAGGUCACCACCAGAUAGCAGAAGGGAGAAGAGAGACAGGAACAGAGAAGAUGAUGGCAGCAGCAGACGCCCGCGGGAAAUAUCUCCUCCCCACAGAGAGGAGCGGGACAGACGGGACAGGAGUCCAAGACGGAGAAGAACACGAAGCCAGAGUCCACAACAACGUGAGCGUGUAAGAAGUAGAAGUCCACACAAAACCGCAAGCCGGAGUCGCGAGGAAAGACAAAACAGAGACGUUGACAGACGCCCCAGAGGGGAGGACAGAAACAGCGAAAAGAGAGAUAGAAGGGAGUCUGAUAGAUCUCGUGAUAGGGAAAGGUCAAAUCAUGCCCAAGGCCAUUCUAAAACAAGGCCACAGUCUCCCUCAAGUUCGUCGUCGUCAGAGUCGUCAGAAUCCUCCAGUGACUCAGAAAGCGAGGCAGAAACAAAAUUUGUGAAACGGGAGCGAGAAGAAAAACGGACGGAACAACAUGGCAGAGUAAAGAGGGAAAAUGGAGAACGUAGUGACGAUAGGAGAGAGAAAAAUUAUGAUAGAAAAACUUCUCAUGAGAGACCACGUGAUAUCAGUAAAAGAAAGUGAUGACUGGCAUAUUUGAUGUUGACAUGCGACAAACACUCAUUUGAAAUCUUUGAUAAAAAUUCAUGAAUGUCGGAAUGGAAAAACUGACGCGUAGAAAACAAAACGUAGCUGAUGCUAACCUGAUGAAGUGCUUAUGAAUUGAAUUUUAAUUGAUGCCUUUAAUGUUAUAAUGGUGAUUUUAAUGUACACUGAAAUAGUGACGCUAGUUUCUUAACUGAAUUCAAAAGUAACCUCAUAUUGAGAGUGAACGAUAUAUAUGAUCCAGUGUUCUAAAUAUACGUUUAAAUAGAGAUAAUCUACUGCGUUAUGAAAUUGUCGAAGGAUACGCAAUGAACAAUAUAACCAAUUUUCAAAUGUUACUGGAUUAUGUGUCCUAAUCAAAAGAAAAUGAUAAAAUAAAACUGAAAGUGAAGAGGUUAA